Molecule: messenger RNA, 999 nt
Organism: Sinocyclocheilus grahami
Lineage: Eukaryota; Metazoa; Chordata; Actinopteri; Cypriniformes; Cyprinidae
Product: protein asteroid homolog 1-like
Exons: 1
Source: RefSeq, a predicted model, not a curated record
UUUGUGGAAGGAAAUCGUCAGUUCUUCACAGAUAUGAGACUGCGAGACUGCCGCCUUGUGAUUGAUGGGUGUAGCUUAUAUUUUCGAUUAUAUUUCAACUCUGGAUUGGAUCAGGCACGGGGUGGUGACUACGACACGUUUGUGGUGUUGGUUCGACAAUUUUUUGCAGCACUUUCUGAAUGCAGCGUGCAGCCGUUCGUCGUGUUAGAUGGUGGAAUGGACCAGACAGACAAGAAGUUCAGGACACUACAGGAAAGAGCCCAAAGCAAGAUUCGAGAGGCUAAUGCUCUUUCCCGAGGAUCGCACGGUUGCGUUCUCCCUCUGCUUGUAUGUGAAGUCUUCAAACAGGUCCUUUCAGAGCUUGGCAUACCUUUAGUUCAAUGCAUUUCUGAAGCUGAUUUUGAAAUAGCCUCUCUUGCCAAACACUGGGGAUGUCCAGUUCUGACCAAUGACAGUGACUUCUACAUCUUCGACCUCAAAGGUGGCUACCUACCGUUUUCAUUCUUCCAAUGGAAUAACAUCAGCGGUAAGGCUACAGAGCGCUACAUCCCUGCACGCAAUUUCACCGUGAACCGCUUUUGCUCACAUUUCAACCACAUGAACAAGCAGCUCCUCCCUCUAUUUGCUGUUGUCAUCGGGAACGACUACACACCUGCUAAAAUAACUGAGGUUUUUUUCAGCCGCGUGGAAUUCGAAAGAGUACCCUCCGGUCGGAAGUAUGGACGUUCCAGUUCUCGAGUCGAGGGCUUUUUGCUCUGGCUGUCACAGUUUACCAGCCCAGGAGAUGCUCUGGACGAAGUCCUGGAGAUUUUGAGUGAACAACGGAAAGGAACCUUACGUACGCAGCUCUCAGCAGGAAUGCAGGACUACCAGCUUCCUCACAGUAGCAGUUUGGCUCAGUACUUCUCAAGUCCCCAACCUGCACUUCCAGAUGCCCAGGGGCUCCCAGCAGCACUGGUUUCUCAACCUGAAUGGCUUUUAAGGAUGGUUGCAUCAGGU